Messenger RNA from Cucurbita pepo subsp. pepo (vegetable marrow), 1824 nucleotides. Its product is annotated as gamma aminobutyrate transaminase 1, mitochondrial. NCBI's taxonomy places the organism in Eukaryota, Viridiplantae, Streptophyta, Magnoliopsida, Cucurbitales, Cucurbitaceae. The record is from RefSeq and is a predicted model, not a curated record. Gene Ontology annotation, biological process: biotin biosynthetic process. Gene Ontology annotation, molecular function: pyridoxal phosphate binding; S-adenosyl-L-methionine:8-amino-7-oxononanoate transaminase activity.
AGUCCUAUGUGUGUGCAUCUAUUUGAAGCUCUAAGAACACAUUCUUGAGGGAGUUCAUCCCACAAUGUUCAUUGUCAGUCACCUUCUUCGUUCCACUCUCAGGUCUCAGUCCUUUGCUGCUUCUAGAAGAGCUUCACAUGAACAUAUCAUCAUGUCCAGCUUAUACAGUACACAGGCUUCAGCACAAACAGAGGAUCCAGGGUUUAAGGGGCAUGAUAUGCUUGCACCUUUCACUACAGGAUGGCAGUGCACAAAUGAAAAUCCACUAGUUAUAGAAAAAUCAGAGGGUUCAUACGUAUAUGACACUAAUGGAAGGAAGUACCUUGAUUCUCUUGCUGGUCUAUGGUGCACAUCCUUAGGGGGAAAUGAACCACGACUUGUGGCAGCUGCAGUAAAACAACUAAAUACCUUGCCAUUUUAUCACUCCUAUUGGAAUCGUACUACUAGGCCUGCGUUGGAUUUGGCAAAGGAACUGCUUGAAAUGUUUACCGCUAGAAAAAUGGGGAAAGUCUUUUUUACAAACAGUGGUUCAGAAGCUAAUGAUAGUCAGGUCAAGCUGGUAUGGUACUAUAACAAUGCACUUGGAAGACCAAAAAAGAAAAAGUUCAUAGCUCGGUCAAAGGCCUUUCAUGGUACAACAUUAAUAGCAUCAAGUCUUACUGGUAUCACAGGUGGGCACCAAGGGUUUGACAUUCCAGCUCCCUUUGUUCUGCACACUGAUUGUCCACAUUACUGGCGUUACCAUCUUCCAGGUGAAACAGAGGAAGAGUUCUCAACAAGAUUAGCGAAAAGGUUGGAGGACCUUAUACUUAAGGAGGGGCCAGAGACGAUUGCUGCGUUCAUCGCUGAACCUGUCAUGGGGGCUGGUGGUGUGAUUCUCCCACCUACAACUUAUUUUGAGAAGAUCCAAGCUGUGCUCAAGAAGUAUGAUAUACUUUUUGUUGCUGAUGAGGUAAUCUGUGCCUUUGGAAGAGUAGGGGCAAUGUUUGGAUGCGAUAAAUACAAUAUUAAACCAGACCUUGUAUCUCUUGCAAAGGCACUUUCCUCGGCAUAUAUGCCUAUUGGAGCUGUUCUCCUGAGCCCUGAAAUCUCUGAUGUCAUUCACUCUCAAAGCAACAAGCUUGGUUCCUUUUCUCAUGGAUUUACUUAUUCUGGACACCCAACUGCAUGUGCUGUUGCACUUGAAACACUCAAGAUUUACAAGGAAAGGAAUAUUGUGGAGCAAGUAAAUCGCAUCUCCCAGAGGUUUCAAGAUGGCAUAAAAGCUUUCUCUGAUAGCCCUAUCAUUGGAGAGAUAAGGGGGACUGGCUUGAUAUCAGGCAUAGAUUUUGUAGACAAUAAAUCACCAAAUGAUCCAUUCCCUCCUGAAUGGGGAGUUGGUUCAUAUUUUGUGGCUGAAUGUCGGAAAAAUGGUUUGGUAGUACGUCCUGGAGGGGAUACUAUAACGAUGGCUCCGCCACUUAUCAUCACUCCUCAAGAAGUUGAUGAGUUAAUCAGUAUUUACGGAAAGGCACUAAAGGCUACAGAAGAGAGAGUGAAGGAAUUGAAGGCUCAGAGGUAGCUGCAUAUGGUUACAACAAACGGCCUGAAGGAACCGGAUCCUGUCUACUCUUAGGUAACAAUAAAUCCUUCUCCGUGGUGGCCAAAUGCUUGAUGGUGAUGAAUAGUUAAUCAGCUUUUGUCUAAGAUAUGAGUGUUAUGCCUGAAAUCGUGUCCAAGAUAUCAAGCUGUUUCUGAACAUCAGCUUGAUAUGGAUUUCAAAGUAAAAUUGCUCAUUUUCGGAAAUAUUUCUUGCAAUAAAAGUUGUUUGAGUUUUUAGCUUUC